Molecule: messenger RNA, 588 nt
Organism: Perognathus longimembris pacificus (Pacific pocket mouse)
Lineage: Eukaryota; Metazoa; Chordata; Mammalia; Rodentia; Heteromyidae
Product: histone H3
Exons: 1
Coding region: 120-530 (136 amino acids)
Cellular component (GO): nucleosome
Molecular function (GO): protein heterodimerization activity; structural constituent of chromatin; DNA binding
Source: RefSeq, a predicted model, not a curated record
UUUCAAAUCCCUUGCGCCCAAUCGGAGCAAGGCGUCGCCUAUAAAGUCCGUGGCGGGUGCUGUCGGGCGUCCGUUUCUGUGUUCGCGCUCUUGUUGUGUGCAGUGCAGACGCUGUCGCCAUGGCCCGUACGAAGCAGACGGCUCGUAAGUCGACCGGCGGCAAAGCCCCGCGCAAGCAGCUGGCCACCAAGGCGGCCCGCAAGAGCGCGCCGGCCACGGGCGGCGUGAAGAAGCCGCACCGCUACCGGCCGGGCACCGUGGCCCUGCGCGAGAUCCGGCGCUACCAGAAGUCAACGGAGCUGCUGAUCCGCAAGCUGCCGUUCCAGCGGCUGGUGCGCGAGAUCGCUCAGGACUUCAAGACGGACCUGCGCUUCCAGAGCUCGGCGGUGAUGGCGCUGCAGGAGGCGAGCGAGGCCUACCUGGUGGGGCUGUUCGAGGACACCAACCUGUGCGCCAUCCACGCCAAGCGCGUCACCAUCAUGCCCAAGGACAUCCAGCUGGCCCGCCGCAUCCGCGGGGAGCGCGCUUAAGUCGUCGCGGUCCUCGACAGGCUUUCCAUCGCAUCCAAAGGCUCUUUUCAGAGCCACC